Molecule: messenger RNA, 1289 nt
Organism: Pristis pectinata (smalltooth sawfish)
Lineage: Eukaryota; Metazoa; Chordata; Chondrichthyes; Rhinopristiformes; Pristidae
Product: centromere protein I-like
Exons: 12
Coding region: 61-1143 (360 amino acids)
Cellular component (GO): kinetochore
Source: RefSeq, a predicted model, not a curated record
CGCCAACGGCCGGCGGUGCGCGCGCGCUGAUUUGAAUGCGCCCCGGUCUUUUUCAUCGGAAUGGAGCGGGGCCGAGGGCCGAGUGUUCGUCUCAGGGAGGUCGGCGGCGACUCGGAGUCGCUGCAGGAAGCGGUCGAGUACUUUAUCACCGUAAAGGAGAAAAAUCCACCAGAAGGAAAUCUUCAUCUGGAGACAAUUGAAGGCAUUGCUUUUGAGAAGGGCUUGCUACCAGAUGUGAUUGAGGCACUUCUGGAUGUGGCUAUGAGUGCCAGACUAGUUGACAGGCUUAAUACACGUAUCUUGAAAUGCCUUAUUCCUGCCUUGGUAGUUCCUGAAAAUGCAGUGACUAAAGCCAUUUCCUGGAUGUGUACAAGGAAACCUAGCAUCAAUAUCCAGGUGCUAUUUAUCAAAUGGCUAUUAGCUGUGUUUGAUCUGUUGAACUCAAAGGAACAUUUACAUUCAUUGUAUGGUAUAAUUUUCUACUACCUUCAGAAUGACAAACUGUGCCCCUACAUAUGUCACCUAUUGUACCUGUUGACAAAAAAGGAAAAUGUUAAACGAUUCAGAGUUAAGAAGCUAAUAGAUCUACAGUCCAAAAUGGGAAUGCAGACACAUUUGGUGGCCCUUCUCUUGUUGUACAAAAUCCAUGCACCUGAAUAUGUUUCUUUGACGCUAUCUGGAAAACCCAAAAAUUUUAAUGCAUCUAGUUCACCCUGGAAGAAAGCCAUUGAAAGGAUCCAAAACAAUGGUUACAGGCAGUUGUCCGAAACUCAAAGUUUGGUAAAUUUAAUAGAGCCUCCGAUGCGGAAAAAGAAGAGAAAGAUGCAUCAAGAAAUUAUCCCAAAUAUCAGCAGUGCUGCACACAUGACUGAACUGCCUCGUUCCCUAAUUCAGAGCAAAACCUUUCCUUUGGAGCAGUUAACCACAUUCUCUCAACUACUGCAGAACUUUGAUUGGAUUGAGUUUCCUGCACAGAUGGGUUCAGUGCUGAGGUCUUCUCUGUUACUUCAUUACAUUAAUUGGGUAAAAGAUGAUUCGCAUUCCUCCGUCUGGAUUUCUGGCUGGCUCAAACUCUUCAGGAGGAGUUUGCAGACUGCAAAGGGGACUCCUUGCAAAAAGAGGAGGAAUUCAAGGAGUUUUUAAACAUCAUCAUAAGAACCCAGGAAUUUUUACAAGAAGGUUUCUCCUGCUGUGGGAUUUUGUAUUCAAGAGCUUAUCUCUUUGGGAUAGUUUUUGGUGUAGCUCUCAGAUCUUUGCAUUGCUCACCUGGAUUCCACCAAGUUCUGGUA